Cuscuta campestris is the source of this 3459-nucleotide messenger RNA. Lineage: Eukaryota; Viridiplantae; Streptophyta; Magnoliopsida; Solanales; Convolvulaceae. The record is from the annotation of a GenBank genome assembly.
CAUAAAUUUUCAUUAUUUUGUGUAUCAUUUUAGAAAUUAUGUUUCAGGUGCCUCUAUUUCAACACAUGGAUGAUUUGGUCCUUGAGAACAUAUGCGACCGGGUGAAAUCCCUUAUAUUCACAAAGGGAGAAAUAGUAAGUUUUACUAGCCUGCCUCCUUUAAAUAUUAAAUACCCUCUAAUAAAAAUUCCUAAAGAAUAUAGAAAAAAUAUGAAAGUACAAAAAUACUAAUAUGAAAUGACAAUUACCACAUUGCCACCACGUGAAAUUAUUUAAAUUUUCUAUAUUAUUGACAUGUUUUGUGUGAGAUACGCUAACAUUUUUCACACACACCUAAAUGGCAUUCUAGGCCUUGCAAAAGACUAUGUUAGGAAGUCGAGUUGUUGUAUUGUGGUCUUAAGGUCCACCUUUGAAAUGUGGACUUUCUCAAAUAUUUUUCAUAGACUCAUAUAACAAGGCCCUCUACAGAUAACAAUUUGGUGAUGUACUAACUUCUAUAAAAUGAACUUGAACCUAAGGACCACAAAAGAGUUUGCCUAAAAAGUCAUUAACUAUAUGAGAAAUCAUGUCAAAACUCUCACUAAAUUUUAAAUUUAGGGCAUAUCUUCAAACAUGUUUUUACUCUACCCCUUUGUCCAUUAGAUUCUUAACUCUUACCUUUUUAUUCAUAUUAUUCAAAACAUUACAAUUCCAUCCUUAGAAAAAAUAAAGUAAUAUAGUCUUGUCAUCUCUUAUUUUAUCCAUAUAACUCUUACCUUUUUUAUCCAUAUAACUCUUAUUUUAUUGUUUCUAUCAUUUUACUCCACCCCCUAUGUUUAUAGACUUUUACUAAUUUUAUAAAGUAAUAUAGUCUUGUCAUCUAUUGUUUUGUAGAACUUUUCAAGUACUUUUUUACUAUAUAAAUUUUAUUUUUAAACUUUACACCUACAUCCAAAUAAAUCGAAUCGAAAAAAAGUCGGUUAAACUUCGUAACGCGUAUGGGAAAAUCUAUGACAGACAGAGAGAGUAUUUUAUCAAUAGUACUCUCAAGAGUAAAAUGGAAAUUACACAUUAGUAUUUCAUAUGUCAUAAAUAUUAUGAAAUUUUCUGUCAAAAAUGCAAAGGGAUGUAGGGGUACAUAACUAGCUAAAAAUGUCCUAUUUUAAGAAUAUGCUAACAAUAUCAUUGAACAUUCAAACUUCAAGAAUGUAGCAAGAAUACCUAGUUAAAAAUAAUAUAUAGAUUAAACAACGAAUCAAGCGAGAAUAGCAUGAAAUUAUAUAUGGGUAUGAAGGUUGGCCAAUUAAAUCUAACACAAGACAAAAUUUGUAGAUCGAACAAGCAAAUACAGAACAGAGAUGCUAUAGCACUAAUAAUAAGCACACUAAACAAAUAAGGUGUUAUACCAUCUAAUAUAUAUGUCUCAAGAAUUUAGGAAGAUAAUUAAAAAGAAGUAAACGACACAGUAGUUUGUUUACGCAGUUCGGACCAAAUUCUCUUACGUCUGUCAGGCCCAAGUCCAUGUAUAAGUCCUCCACUAAAUCAUCGUAAAAGAUUACACAAAUAAAUCAAAAUAUAACGUCUCUUAAUGUUUUGAUCAAUCAACUUUCAAAUGACAUUCUGACUUCAAACUCUGUUUGAGUAUUUGUACUUGGAUUGUUACACCCUCUUCAAGUUCUACUUCAAGGACGUGCUCGCAGCCAUUCUUCCAGCACAACGAUGUAGUCAACAGCUGGAUCAAUUGAUGAACAAGACCAUCACACAUAGUGAAAGAGUUCGUCAAGUUGCUCCCAGGACCUUGACGAUUUCAAGAAUAUUAUUUUGUCAGUCUCUUCCUCAUCGCUUUCUAACGGCUGGCCUUUUAUAUCACUUCUAGUGGUGUUUGAGCAUCAUGAGUAUCAUCUUUUGAUUUUGGGUGCAAUUGAUCAUCUACAACAACAUUUGUUGACUCCAUUAUAGUUCUGGCAUGGUUUGCUUCUUAUAGACUCUAAAGGCUUUGCUGUUUGGAAAGUAACCAACAAAGAUAGCCUCAUAACUUUUAGGAUCAAACCACCCUCUUUGUUCACAGUUGCGGAGUACAUAACACUUUUCUCAAAAGAUGUGAAAGUGUGUCAUAUUUGGAGUUUUAUCCUUCCCCAAUUCUUAAGGUGUUGCCUUAGUCACAAUUCUGAGAUAUACAUCAUUUAUGGUGCAACAAGCUGUAUGCAAAGCUUUGGCCCAAAAACUUUGAGGGAGGUUAGUUUUCUUUAUGAUGGUGAGAGCGAUGAAUGGAAUAUGUCUAUUUUUUCUUAAUAGAACACAUGUAGUUGAUGUGUCGAUUUGAGUGGUGGUGGUGCCUGGUGAAGAUUUAGUUCCAACCCCUCAUCACAAAUUAGGCUCAUACCCAGAAAAUUUACUUGAAGUCCUUGAACCAAAUACAUGUUUUUAAUUGGUGGAUUUUUAGAGAUAUUAAGGAUGCCAUUUUAAAUAAUUCUACCAUGAGCACCUCCCCCAAAUUUGACAUUUCCACCUUUCACAAUCUGAAGAAUUGAUACGACCUGAAGAAUUGAUAAAUUCUCCUUCUCACCAAUCAUAUGGUAUGAGCACCCACUAUUUAUGACCCAUUGAUCAGGUGUGAGUUUGAAACAUGAGUUAGCAAGUGAUGUAGUAUGUUUAGGAUUCCACAUCAUUAUCAUCUUUUUGAAAGUUUUGGUGGAAGGUCUUCUCCUCGUUCUUAUAUUUUUUAGCUUCUAGCACUGCUUCUUGAUAUGUCCUCACUUCCUGCAAUAGGAAUAAAUGUUCAUGUAUCAAUUUUUGUGAUGGUGCCUUUUGGUGUUGAACUAAUGGUGUUGAUUAUUUCUCAUGUCACGUUGUAUCAUUUUGAUGUUCUUUUUCCUCACAGAAGGCUUUACAAUGUGCUUGAAAUCUUCCACUUUGACCUCAAGAGACUGAGCAUGGGAUUUUUUGUGGUGUUGUGCUAGAGCGGUGUGGGGAUGGAGUUUGUCCUCUGCAAGACUAAACAAGUUGUGCCCUAAGAAGGACCAUGUUCAUCCCCCGCUCAAAGCUCCCUUCCCUUGGUUGCUUUGUGCGGGAAUUUAGCUCCUCCCUGAGGGGCACUUGAGAUGACCUGGCCUUCAAGGGGCGAGGUGGUCAAGUAGGAUCCACGGAAGGAUCAAGCGUCAUGAGGCCCUCUUUAGUCUUUGAGAAUCCUCCUUUAGGAUUCGUCCUCUACUCUUUCUCUCUUUAGAGUGCCCUCCCAAAGUGAGUACUUUGGGAUUUGUCUCCCCCUGUAACAAGACACAUAAGAGCUAGCCUCUAAGAGAAAUAGAAUUGUGCCGAGUGACCUCUUUAGGCAAAAUAGCAGAACGUACACACUGGGCAUACAACAUGAAACAUUCACGAACAAUCUAAGUCGUAGAAGCAAAUCUCACACAAAUACGAGCUCAAAUCACACUCAAAUAAGUAGAUGUAACCAAAAUCAGAUGCGAGCUAGGCCAUGGGA